Nematostella vectensis (starlet sea anemone) is the source of this 12072-nucleotide messenger RNA. RefSeq names its product phenolphthiocerol/phthiocerol polyketide synthase subunit C-like. Gene Ontology annotation, biological process: fatty acid biosynthetic process. Gene Ontology annotation, cellular component: membrane. The coding region runs from base 172 to 10749 and encodes 3525 amino acids. The transcript has 14 exons. The record is from RefSeq and is a predicted model, not a curated record. Gene Ontology annotation, molecular function: 3-oxoacyl-[acyl-carrier-protein] synthase activity; oxidoreductase activity; fatty acid synthase activity. Lineage: Eukaryota; Metazoa; Cnidaria; Anthozoa; Actiniaria; Edwardsiidae.
CUUCAGGGUACGUCAAUGGAAGGCACAUGUAAUUUUUCCUACUUUGAUUAAACCGCGUUUAACACGCUACCAGAUGACAGAGAGUUGUGAAAAGCGGGCCUGAAUUUGUAAGACUUACGUCUCUCCAACCUGUAAAAGGCACGAACCUAUUAUUAACAAAACCUAUUCAUCAUGAAACUACAGGACCGACAAAGGGAUGAAUCAAGAGACCACAACAAGAGGCAGAGAGAGAAUGGCAUCUCUUGUACAGCGUUCACAGUCUUUAUCACGCAUACAAUUUUGAUAAAAAUUGAGCGCGGACUGGAGACGGUUGGUACAGCAAUCGUUAGGAAGGGCUUGAUCGUGUGCUUCGUGUCAAUUGUGUUUCUUGGACUUUUUUGUAUUGGAUACAUGCGUGUUCAGACCAACGAUUGGCCCCCAGGCAUCUUCACAUGUAGUGGUAAUACAUUUUCCUCCAGGCUUGAAAAUGCAGCAAUUUCUUUUCCUAGACUCGACUCUUGGAAGUUAAAAGUGGUCUUUACCAAUAAGGAGAAACGAGAUGUGCUGGAUAGCGGAUCUGAUUGCAUGGUGGUAGCAACAAGACUGCGAGACAUCGUGGUCAAAAACAGUUCGCAGUUUGGAAGCAUUUGCGCCGACUGUAACCCCUCAAAUCUGGAAGAUUUUCAAGGACUUUCUGCGGAUGACAUAUGGACAAUAACAGGUCGUGGACAAAAUACCACGUUUACGCAAGAGUUGGUACAAGCAAGCGACAACUUAGCCUUCAUAAAUCUCGCUGUGGAGAAAAACAGCAGCUAUAAAGUAAGUGCCGAAAGAGCAGUGCUGAUCUUUUACUUGAAGAAUCCUAGAGACAAGACUAUAAAGAAGAACUAUGAUAAUUUCGAGGAAGCCCUUACUUCGUAUGUUCAAGAUGUACAAAUCCGCUCAAAGUGUCGGAUAGAAAGAGAUCAAUUCAAAGAGGAAGAAGAGAAGGUUGGGCUAGUUGUCUCACCGAAAACGUCAUAUAUACUUUACAGCGUACCAAUACUUAUAUUCAUUGGAUUCAUAUUUGCACUUCUCUUCCGCUUUGGAAUACUUUCCAUUACAUCUUUUUUUCUGGUCACCGUUAACACUGCGUUCUGUGUGAUUGUUGCAUUUGGUAUCUUCUCAAUCUUCCAUGUUCCAUUCCAUGAUAGUUUCAUAGUUGUACCUUUUUAUGUCUACAGUGCAGCAUUGAUACAUUGCCUCUUUCUUAUCAGCUCCAUUGAGACCUCGAUACAUUUCUCUUCCCCACGAAGAAGAGCUGGACACUGCAUGACAAAAGCAGGAUUUCUUAUCACAGUGACAUCCUUUGUUGUGAUGCUACUUACUGGUGUGGUGGCUUGGUCGUGCAUUGCUGCCAUCACCAAUUUUUUUAGCUUGCUGUUCUUGACUAUGUUUUUUAUCUACAUUACUAACUUUUUAAUAGUUAUGCCAGUUCUUGUCUCAUUAUUCCCACGGCCUCGUCGACAAAGAAACUCCAGUGCCCACUCUGAAAGGAACAAUAAUGCUUGCUGCGCAAAACUGGCAUACCGCUCAAAGAUUUGGAUCAACAUUGUGACAUCUCUGCCGGGGAAAAUAACACUUGCAAUAUCUGCAGCUCUUCUAUUAGCAGGCUGCAUUUAUGUAGUUGUCACUGGUCCGUCAACAAUUGACAGUCACGCAAUCUCAAGCUUUUACAAAGACACAGGAGAAAGAGCGCCGUUAUCUGACCGAGAGGAUGUCAGUUUAAUAUUAAAGGGGUUCGACUACGAAAACGCAGAGGUCCGAAAAUCGCUAGUGGAUCUUGGAAUAAGAUUUCGUUUAAAAUCAUACAGUGUCGGACCAAUACGAUCCUGGGUAGCUUCCUUUGAGCAAUGGAAAUCAUUUGAAAGGAAAAACUGUAAUAGAAGUGAGUUCCAAACAUGUCUAAAAUCAUUUCUUAACAAUCCAAUAACAUCCUCCUACGAAAGCGAUAUCAAAACGAGAAACAGCGCCAUAACUGAGUCACGACUUUAUUUCCCGGUGAGUACCAAGUCUCGCGAAUUGAAGAACGCAAUGGAAGACAUUAUAACCGAGACUUCGAGCCUUAGCGGAUCAAUCGAAAGGGUUUCCAGUGCAUUUCAAGCUGUCGAAGAUGUGACACUGUUCCAGACAGGAGUACUGAAGGCGAUCUUCUUGGCAGGGGCUGUCGUGCUGGUCGUUCUUUUUCUGAUGACUGCAAGUCUGCGUACACCGAUUGUUCUUCUUUUAACUUUUAUAAUGCUAACCCUGGAGCUUUGCGCUCUCCUUUACCUCUUUAAAGUACCUCUAAACCAGCUCACCUUCAUGUGCACAUUCCCUGUGGUUGUUUUUGCAUUCUCUUGGAGUGUGUACGUAGCACAGGCGUUUAUUAUUUCUAAGAUUCGCAGCAUAAAGGGUAAGACCGUAGAGGCUGUAUCCUCCACAUGUGGGCCCCUGUUAAUAGGGGCUAUUUUCCUAUUGCUUUGCUCUGUUGCUCUUGGCUUUGGCUUUAACCAACUUGAUGCCAUUUUGCAGCAAGUAGUUCCAAUAUUCUGCAUCUUUGGUAUACUUCAUUGCUUUGCAUUAAUGCCUGCUGUUCUGUCAACUUACGGGAAGAUGCGCAAGAGACUCGGACUAUCCAAGCUGCAUGUACCAUUCACCGAACAGCGGCGGUACACUGUUAUUGUUAGAAAAGCAAACAACGCAACUGUAAUAGAACAAACACAGACUCCAAACGAAAGAAAGACUGUCUCGUUAAUUGGUAUUGGUUGUCGUUUUCCCCUUGCCCCAAACAAGAACGAGUUCUGGAAAAUGCUUCAGCAAGGGCGAUGCGCGGUGUCUUCCUUUCCUGAAAACAGGAGUAAUGAGUAUGAGAAUUUUAGAUCACUUUAUCACCCUAAGCGUUUUGUCACCGGUCGGAUCUGUACCCUGGGAGGGGCUUACAUGGACAACAUUCGAGGAUUUGAUACGGCCUUUUUCAAGAUUUCUCAGCAAGAGGCAAAUUCCAUGGACCCACAACAGAGGAUCUUACUUGAGGUUGUCUACGAAGCUAUCGAAGACUCGGGCAUGACCAUAGAGGAUCUACAGGCUUGCAGGACUGGCGUGUUUGUUGGGGUGAUGAAUCUCGACUACGGAGUGUUGGUAACGGACAAAAAUAACAUUAAAAACAUGGACCAAUUUGUAGCUACAGGGGUCACGGGCUCAAUAGUUUCCAACAGAAUAUCAUUUUGCUUCAAUUUUACCGGUCCAAGCUUCACUGUUGACACGGCGUGUUCGUCUUCCUUGACGGCUUUUAAACUCGCUAUCGACAAUCUACAAAAUGGAGACUGUGAAGCCGCAAUUGUGUGCGCCCCUAAUCUGAUCCUCAGUGAGAUUAUGCACAUGACAAACAGUUUGGCAGGUCUUCUCGCACCAGAUGGGCGCUGUAAAAGUUUUGACGCAUCUGGAGAUGGCUACGGCAGAGGCGAAGGGUUUGCUGCUGUUGUUCUCAAGUUGACUGAAACAGCUCUAACAGACGGAGAUGACAUCUAUUCUGAAGUUCUAGCCUGUGGUCUCAACAACGAUGGUGCAGACACUGUUCCAAUGACUGCCCCGAGCAGCCGAAGUCAGGCCAAACUGUUUCGUAUGGUGUUAGAGAGAUCAGGACUACAGGCCAAAGACGUCGAUUAUGUUGAAGCUCACGGAACUGGAACAGCCAUUGGAGACGUAGUCGAGACAACGUCAAUCUCCGAGGCAUACUGUGAGUCCAUUCCUCACCACAGUAGAGUACUCAGGGUCGGUUCUGUCAAGUCAAACUUAAAUCACACAGAAUCGACAUCUGGACUUGCUGGUCUUAUUAAGCUUGCACUGAUGAUCAAGAACCAAUCUUAUGUCCCGACAAUAAAUGUGCAUACGCUGAACCCAAGACUGAAGCUCGCCGAAAAGGGUCUGAUGAUCCAGACGGUGGCAGAGAGAUGGGAGAGAAGAGACGGUAAACCGAGGAUAGGCGCUGUGAGUUCCUACGGUUUUGGAGGCAGCAAUGCUCAUACUAUAUUGCGUGAGAUCAAUUCAUCCUCGGAGUCUUCUUCAUUAUCAUCUUCACAAACAGCAACACAUGUUUUAACGUUAUCGGCUCGAUGCAAGGACAGUUUGAGAGGGGCCGCACAAUCAAUUGCUAAAUGGUUAACAGAGCAUGAAGACCUCAGAUUAGGUCUGUAUGACAUCUGUUAUUCGUUGAACGAGAGAAGGACCCUUCACUCCCAUCGAAUAGCAAUCUCAUGCGAGACGACCGAUGAAGUUAUCAAACUGCUGAAUGACUUUGCGCAAGACAACAAGGGAUGGGAGAAGAAAGUUACUUAUGGAGUCUCCAGAGAAGAGAGUCAGAAACUAGUGUUCAUGUUUGGUGGGCAAGGACCUCAGUGGUACGGUAUGGGAAAGCAGUUGAUUGAAAACGAACCAAAGUUCUUGAAAACAAUACUUGAAGUCGGAAAAUUGCUCAAGGAAAUGGGAGAAGGAUGGGACCUCGUGAAUGAGCUGAACGCAAGCGAGGAAAACUCUCGGCUUCAAGAAUUAGUCAUCGGACAAACAGCAACAUUUGCAUUGCAAUACGCAAUUGCACGCCUACUUAUCUCAUGGGGCAUCUAUCCUUCUGCAGUUAUUGGUCAUAGUUUAGGAGAGUUUGCAGCGUCUGUUGUUGCCGGGGCCCUCUCCUUGAAAGAUGCUCUCAGUGUGGUGCUAUUACGUGCGAAGCUGCAGGAACGAUGCCCGAGUAAUGGGGCAAUGGCUGCCCUGGGGAUGUCCAAAGAAGAGGCACAUUCACUUCUGGAAGAGCUCAAACUUGAAAACACCCUGAGUAUAGCUGCCGUUAACGACGCAAAGAGUGUGACUCUCUCUGGUGAUAGAGAUUCCAUAGAAGCCUUCGGCGAUUACAUGACUGUAAAUGGCAUCAAAUGCUUUUGGAAAGUGCUCAACACACCUCGCGCAUUCCAUAGCUUUCACAUGGCGCUGAUUGAGGGAACGUUUCUGCAGGAAGCCGCAAGAAAACGUCUAGCCCCCAAAGAUACUGCCAUCGCUUUCUACUCCACCGUGGAAGGUGAGGUCGUUGCUGGUAAAGAACUCGGCCACCAGUACUGGUGGAGGAACAUCCGUCAACCAGUGGAAUUCAGAAAAGCCACGACAAACCUUUUGCGGGACGGCUACAGAGAGAUCGUCGAGAUCGGCGCGCAACCCACAUUAGGUCACUAUGUGAAGCAAAUCUCAACGCAAGAGCAACUACAAGACGAUGAUAAGCCAUUCGUCAUUCCCACACUUCCGCGAAAAAGUGUCACCGAACAACACAAAGCUUUCUUACAGAACACCGUAUGCGAGCUUUUUGCUUCUGGCUAUCCUGUGCAACUAAAUUGCGUAAGAUCAAGUAGUACCCACUGUAAGUUUAUUCGUUUGCCCAACUACGUCUGGCAGGACAAGGAAUGCUGGUUCAGAACAAAAGAUCCGGAGAAAGAGGUUCUACCGCUAGACGGGACGCAAAGUACCUACACCCAAAGACCUGCUCACCCGUUCAUUGGUGCAAACGUGCAGACAAAGCCGUUUACUGGAUUAUCCUGUUGGACAACUGAGAUCGACACAUUCAGAUUGCCAUAUCUGAAAGACCACGCCCUCACCCAGGGCGGAGCUAUCAUGCCAGGUGUGACGUAUCUCGAGAUGGCUUUUGCAAUGGCUACGCAGAGGUUCAUGUGCAGUUCACUAGAACUGAGGGAUGUCAAACUUUUGAGCCUUCUUACCUUGCCAGAGGGCCAGGUAAGGAGUCUCAGACUUCGUUUGGUAAAUGACCCCUCAGCGGCUGAUGAGGCUGGGUAUCAGAUCACGAGUGUGCAAGAGGAUCAGACGGAGCUGCUACUGUCCAGUGGGCGGAUGAGAUGCGUUGCAGAGCAGAAACAAACAGAUGACAAAAGUGACAACCUCGAGACGAUUGGUGACAGCGUUAAGUCGUUGAUUAAUCAAAUGAAGCCCUUCUCGGUCGAAGAAUUCCAUGAUCUAACCAAACAGUUUGGUUUCUCCUACGGGCCUUCAUUUUCUGUGAUCAAACACAUAUGGAAGGGAGAAAGUGAAGGCCUAUGUCUGAUUCAGUUGGAGGAGACCUUAUCAAAAGAGCAACACAAGUACAUUAUCCACCCGUCUAUCCUUGAUGCCUGUCUACAAUCCUGCUUUGUUCCAAUAUCCGAUGUUGAGAUUUCGAACAAAUCCAUCGUGCCUGUUGGAUGGGAUAGCGUGACAGUCAUUCGCUCGGAAACCCCACAGCAGGUUCUCUGUCAUGUCAAAAGUGACCCUGAGAAGUGGGGUCACUUUGAUAUCACACAAAUGACUCUAAGUGGGAAGCCUAUUAUGAAAAUGAAAGGGUUUCGAAUCGCUGAGCUAAAUGUGUCCGGCAAAGCAGAAGAGGCCAAUCUUGACAGCAUAUGCUACAAUGUCACAUGGCAAGAAUCGGACUUCCCCGAAACAAAGCAAGACUCACUAAGCGAGACAGUGUGUGUUGUACUUGAAGAUUCUCAAGGGUUUGCAGACGAGUUCUGUAAAGAGUUACGAAAGCAAGGUGCAGAGAUACAUACAGUGGAGGUACCAGAAAGUAACAACUUCAACACGAAGGAUGAGGAGCAAAAAGUCCGAAAGGUCGUCGAGGAGGCCAUUCGGAGGUCCAACGAGGCAAGCAAGUCCCUACAUGUUAUCAACUUCUGGCCUUUGCAAGCCAAUAUCUUACCUGAGUCAUACAACUACAUUGACCAGGCUCAAAAUAUGUCCUUGAGGAGUUCCCUGUAUGUGCUGAAGAUGAUGUUCGAUGUUGACUUGUCUAAGGCACAGCUAACGAUGGUUACAAAGGCAACCCAAUAUGUCUCCGAGAAAGAGAAACUGGAAAAAGUUCCUAUACCGUGGUCUUCGAUCGUGUGGGGAAUGAGAAGAACAGCUUCUCUUGAGACAAAGACAAUGAGCGUUAAGGCAGUUGAUUUGAGCGAAAUGAACACGUCGGGAGAACUCACUCUACUCAUCAAAGAGGUAUUAUCUGAGGACCACGAGAUGGAAGUUGCUUUCAGAGAUGGCAAACGGUAUGUGAAUCGUUAUGUCCGAUUGUCUGCUGAGGAUGUUACUCGAGAUCUUGCCUCAAACAAAGCAAGAAAGAGUGACCAGAGCUUUUACAUUGUGAUGAAGAACAAGGAAGAUCAACGUCUAGAGCUCAAAGCGCAAACGACGGCAAAGAUUCUGAAAGGUGAUGUCGAGGUGAAAAUGUUUAACAUAUUUUCACCCACUGAGCAAAUAAGUGAUUUUGCCAAUGGAUCAGGCUACGUUGCCUUUAGCGGAUCUGUGCAAAACGUCAACUCAGAUAGUAAGCGUUUCAAGGUUAAUGACAAAGUUUGUGGCAUCAUGAGGCCACGACGAGUGGGCAGCAGAGUUCGGGUACCAGAGUCAAGCUUGAUGCUGCAACCCGAGAGUUUAGACGACAACAAGGCAGCGACACUCCCCUUCUGCAUUCUUACAGCCUCAAAAGUACUGCAUCGCACGCUCGAAAAAAAGCAAAAUAGCUUAGUACUGAUCCACGAGGCAGACAAUGCAAUUGGAUACACCGCAGCAGCUAUUGCAACGGCCAUUGGACACAAGGUCGUGUGUACAACAACACACACAGGUAGCGACAACAUCAAAAGCCUGCUGCUUGGAAUCGGUGCUGUGAGCAUCGCGGAUGCAAGUUGUCUUGAUCUCGAUGCGAAAUAUGACGGGAAGUUUGAUGUUGUGCUCUUCAUGUCACUUCCAAGACCCGGCUCUCUGCAGUACAGCUACAAUGGUCUGAAAGCGAAGGGAAAGCUUGUCAUUGCUUGCGAAGGCUUUAGUGGGCAGGUCAUCCUCCCCGGCGAAAAGUCAAUCAGCUAUGACAGAAUCAAUCCAAGUGAGAUCUUAACAGAGAAAAAGAAUCUCCGAGAAGAAUGGAAUGCGAUUCAGUCGCUGCUACUAACAACUGGUAUGCUGCAAAAGCUGAGUAACGUACCUCAGACAGCGAAAUGUGUGUUAAGCGCAAUCCAUGACUGGAAUGAUAAAAUGAUUCCAGAAACUCCUGGCGUUUUCAAGUCUUUUGUUUUUAAGCAACAUGAAGGACUAUCCCUCGAGAUUCCAGGUGUUGAUAGCUUUGGACUCAAAGGUGACCGGACGUACAUGGUAGCUGGAGGAGUACGAGGGUUCGGUUUUGUGGUCGCCCGAUGGAUGGCAGAGAAUGGCGCAAACACGAUCGUUCUUCUUGGGAGAUCGCCGCCUGAUGAGGCUAAGAAACAGGAAGUUCGAGAACUUGAGGAGAGAACAGGGGCAAGAAUCGUCAUCCUCCAAGUCGAUUUAUCGAGUGAGGAGCACAUGAAUGCCUUGGAGUUGAAGCUGCGAGAGUUACCUAGCGUGGCUGGCAUCGUGCUAACUGCGAUGGUUCUUAGAGACAAUCUAAUCAGUUUAAUGGAGCUCAACAGCUUUAGAGACGUACUUGCACCAAAAGUCAAAGGAGCGUUCCUGCUUCACAGGAUGAGCCUCCAGAUGGACCUCGACUUUUUCGUCAUGUUCUCUUCGUUGUCAUCCGUCAUUGGGAACACAGGCCAGUCCGCAUACUCUGCUGGGAACGCCUUCCAGGAUUCCUUGGCCGCGUACCGGCGGCAUGUGCUUGGUCUACCUGGGCUGGCUAUUAACUGGGGGCCUAUUGGUGGUGCCGGUGUGAUGACGAGGGAGAAGAAGAUUGUGGAUCUAUUGUCAUCGGCUGGGUUCGACAUGCUUGAUGCAAACAAAGGUGCAAAGUUAAUGGGUCAGAUAAUGUGUUGUCAGCCUAGCAGAUGUCAGGUGUCCCUCAUCGAGAUGAGAUGGGCGCAACAUUUGAAGCAAAAUGCAAAUUUGGCGCGCUCAAUUCGUGUAGAGAGCCUUAAGAAGGAGGCAGACACUGGUGAUCAGCAAUCAGGAGCAGUGAACUCCCUAGCGUCUCGUAUUCUACUAGAGAGGGACACAGUUAAGAAGAGUAGCAUGAUAGAAGAUUUUGUGUACACGACCUUAGCAUACUGGGCUGGUAUAGAUUCUUUUUCUGAGGCAGAGAAGACUACAAGCUUGUACAGCUUUGGAGUUGACUCCACGGCUGCUCUCACACUUAAGAUGUUAUUUGAGGGCACGCUUGAUGUGUCCUUUGAGGUGUUCUAUUUUAUGCAGCCCGAUACAACGGCGGUAAAAAUCGUGCGGGAUAUCACUGACAUUCUAUGUGAGCCCGCGGACACCCCUGAGCCCGCGAAUCAGACGGAACCCGGACCAGUGGAUAAGUCGGGCGAGGCAGAGGAAAGUUCACAUCCUUCUAGACCAGGAAGGAGUUUCAAAUACUCUCAUACAAGAUCAAAAUCUGUGAAAAUCAAAUCAAAGAAUGAGGCUAAUGGGGUAGCCCACCCUUCCCAGUCUCCAGUGCAAGUUGUACCGAUCUACACUCCUGAGAAGGCCGAGAUCAAAUUCUUCUGCGUCCAUCCGUCACAUCGAUACGCCAUGAGCCUGGCGCCUUUCGCUACGGGAUUCAGAUACCAGGAACUUGUAUCGAUGUACGCCAUUGGAUUUACUGAGCCCACGGAACAAUGCCAUUGGGACAGCGUACGUCAGCUUGCUAUGGAGUACACGCACCUUAUUCGUGAGGAGCAAAGACAUGGGCCCUAUUUCCUAGGAGGAUAUUCCUUUGGAGGCCUGGUCGCAUACGAAAUGGCAUCUAUACUGACAGAGCAGAACGAGAGGGUGGAGUUUGUUUGUAUGAUCGACACCUAUGCCUGGUUACCAGCCUCCGGUGGCUUCGGGAGACUCGCUUCAUGGUUCUCGACGGGUCUUACACCGGAAGAACAAGUCGAGCUUCAGUUUGAGGCUUAUCUGAACAAGCUCGCUGUUAAGAGCUUAAAGAUGAAGGAAGAAGAAUGUCGGAGUCUGCGAGCCGAACACUCGAUCACACGAGUGAUAGAACUCCUUCAACAGCGUAGCCGCGAUCUUGAUGUACCCCUGUACGACCUGCAAACCAUGUGGGACAGCCUGAUGCAUGAUCAGGUCACCGCGAGCAAGACCCAUGACAAAUGGGAACCGCCAGAGAUACAAUACGAAGGCCCGGUCACAUACCUACGUAGCGAAAACCCCAAAUUCUCCCCAACUCUUCCUCAGUACAAGACAUCCGAUAAAGCUUGGGCCGAGGUUCUUACUGGCCCAAUGGAUGUGUGCAUUUGCCCGGGGGAUCACUUUUCCAUGGGCGAGCUUCCUCAUGCACGCCCAGUAGGCAUGAUUCUCGCAAACUCGAUAAGCAUUCGGUACCGAACACUGUUUCCGGAGCUGUAUCGAUUUGAGCUGGAUUAUAAGCAGAGAAGAGCCGUGAGAAGAUUUACCGAAGGCGUGUCAGUCAUCCGCUUUUCAAAAAAAGAACGCUCACUCAGCAAGCCAGGAAAGCUGUUUGUCGACCAUGAGAACCAAGAGCUGAAAUUCUUUCGCACGGAGCAUCUUAACAAGACGACAGCUGGCAAGAUAAUUUUACUCAAAGAUAUCCGUUCGGUUCUUCCCGGAAAAUAUGUCCGCAAUGCCAUCAAACAAUGGAUGAACAAGAAGAAAAUGAAGAGCGGACAAGUCUGUGACCUGCGCAAUGUUGUAGCCGUCUUCGCGGCUGACCGUACGCAUAACUUCGAGUUCGCCGAAAGCGCGCAUGCGCAAAUGUUUGUGACUAUGAUUGAGGGGUUAUUCAACGUCAAGACGAUGCCCUUUUAAGGAUAUACCGCGGAUCAAGACUGCUUGAUCUGACAGAAAAAAACACCACUAUCAACGCUACAUCCUUCUGUGGGUACAACUAAAGCAUAUAGUUGAUGGAUUUGCUUUGAAAGAUCAUCACUAUCAACCAUCACUACCGCUAUCGACCAUAAGAUAAGCAAAUAGGUGGUGGGGAGGGUAGGGGGUUAGUUAAACUUGCUGCAUAUGAAGAAAACGUUGUCGUUUUGGGAUCUGGUAAAGAGGAACAUUAGCUUCUCUUUAGACCUUCUCCAUCGACUAAAGAUGGUCAACACACUGUUUUCCUUUUUUGAUUACCUUAAAAAUGACAAGAAUCAUGCAUUUUUUCCAAAUAAGGAAUAUAUUAGUUUCCCUAUAUGGAAGUGACCGGGUUAUUCAACGUCAAGACGAUGCCCUUUUAAGGAUAUACCGCGGAUCAAGACUGCUUGAUCUGACAGAAAAAAACACCACUAUCAACGCUACAUCCUUCUGUGAGUACAACUAAAGCAUAUAGUUGAUGGAUUUGCUUUGAAAGAUCAUCACUAUCAACCAUCACUACCGCUAUCGACCAUAUUUGGCACACUCCUCAGACAUUACAAAAGUGACACAUUUUUUGUUUAUGUGAAAUAAUUACCACUGUAAGCCUAGAACUUUUAUAGCAACCCUUGAAAAGCAUUGGAAAAUAAGAUAAGCAAAUAGGUGGUGGGGAGGGUAGGGGGUUAGUUAAACUUGCUGCAUAUGAAGAAAACGUUGUCGUUUUGGGAUCUGGUAAAGAGGAACAUUAGCUUCUCUUUAGACCUUCUCCAUCGACUAAAGAUGGUCAACACACUGUUUUCCUUUUUUGAUUACCUUAAAAAUGACAAGAAUCAUGCAUUUUUUCCAAAUAAGGAAUAUAUUAGUUUCCCUAUAUGGAAGUGACCGCGUUUGGCAAAAUCGACAAUUUUUGGCUAAAUUUUCUUGAUAUGCACUUACUACAAUUCAUUUCUUGGCCCCUGCAACAUCAUGUAAAAGCGGGCUAUCAUUACUUAGGUCUUAUUAGAUAUAUCCGUGCGUUAAAGUGGCCACUACGAAUAGCUAUAGGUAGGUCUGCAAAUCAGGGAAGCCGUAUGCGUAUGAACGGGUUACCUGUGGAUGGAAAUUACAUUGUAACUUUAUUUUAACACGAUAAAAAAAUCAGGACAUAGUAAUGUGAUUAAUAAAAAAACUAUCUACCCUUACUUUAGUAAGCCUAAGAAUAAUAAAUAUAUUAUCAUAAUAGUAUCUAUAUUCAUUAUGAAAUUGUGUUAAGGAUUCUGUUUGUAGAAGAAAUAAAGGCAAUCCAUUCCA